UCAGUCCCCCACACACUCCACUCUUCCCCCGUGCGCGGAUUGUCACACAUUGUUUACUACGGCUUGAGAUGUGACUCACAACGCAGGUGAUCUGCUGGAGUACCGCGCUGUGACAAGUGAGGGAUCCCUUGGACGCGCGCCGUGCGUCUUGGUUAUUUGGGGACACGCCGUGGAGACCGCCCUUCUGCCAUGACAGUGGAUUUGUUUGCGCUUUUGUGCGCGCUGGUCAUCACGUCCUCUGCGAUGGAAGAGACUGUGAUGGACACUCGGGUGGCCACAGCUGAACUGGGCUGGACAGCAUAUCCUAAUUCCGGGUGGGAGGAGGUGAGUGGCUAUGACGAGAACCUCAACACCAUCAGGACCUACCAGGUGUGUAAUGUCUUCGAGUCCAGUCAGAACAACUGGCUCCUCACCACCUUCAUCGAUCGGCGCGGAGCACAGCGCAUCUAUGUGGAAAUUCGAUUCACUGUGCGUGACUGCAGCUCCAUCCCCAAUGUCCCUGGCUCCUGCAAGGAGACAUUCAAUCUCUACUACUACGAGACUGACGCCGUCAUUGCCACCAAAGGCACAGCCUUCUGGAUGGAGGCCCCUUACCUCAAGGUGGACACAAUCGCCGCAGACGAAAGCUUCUCACAGGUGGAUUUUGGUGGGCGCCUGAUGAAGGUCAACACAGAGGUGCGGAGUUUCGGCCCACUGUCCAAAAACGGCUUCUACCUGGCGUUUCAAGACUAUGGCGCCUGCAUGUCUCUGCUGUCGGUCCGAGUCUUUUAUAAGAAGUGCCCAAGUGUCGUCCAGAACUUUGCAAUCUUCCCAGAGACUAUGACUGGGGCUGAAAGCACCUCCCUGGUCAUCGCAAGAGGGAUCUGCAUCCCCAACUCGGAGGAGGUAGAUGUUCCCAUUAAGCUCUACUGCAACGGAGACGGAGAGUGGAUGGUUCCUAUCGGCAGCUGCACGUGCAAGGCCGGAUUUGAACCUGACAAUGGCAACGUGUGUCGCGCAUGCCCGCCGGGUACCUUCAAGUCAGCCCAGGGGCCUGGUCUGUGUCUGCAGUGUCCUCCUAACAGCCGCUCCGCAGCUGAGGCUGCUACCAUCUGUGUGUGCCGCAACGGCUAUUACCGCGGGGACGCUGAUCAGCCGGAUGAACCCUGCACAAGUGUCCCGUCGAGCCCGAGGAACGUGAUCUCCAUUGUGAAUGAGACCUCUGUGAUCCUGGAGUGGCAUUCCCCCAGGGAGACGGGUGGCCGCGACGAUGUCGUCUACAACAUAGUGUGCAAGAAGUGUCGCGCCGACCGGCGCUCCUGCUCCCACUGCGACGACAACGUGGAUUUUGUCCCGCGGCAGCUGGGUCUGACUGACACCAGCGUGUUCAUAAGCAACCUGUGGGCUCACACUCUCUACAGCUUUGAGAUACAGGCCGUCAAUGGAGUCAGUAAUAAGAGCCCGUAUCCCGCCCAGCACGUCUCCAUAGACAUCACCACCAAUCAGGCCGCUCCCUCCAUAGUUCCGAUCAUGCACCAGAUCAGCUCCACCAUGAAUAGCUUCACGCUGUCAUGGCCACAACCAGAGCAGCCCAAUGGCAUCAUUCUGGACUAUGAACUGCGCUACUACGAGAAGGACCACGCAGAGAUUAACUCCACCAUCCUGCGGAGCCAAACUAACACAGCGCGCGUGGAGGGCCUCAGGCCGGGCACUGUCUACGUGGUACAGGUGCGAGCGCGGACUGUUGCUGGCUUUGGCAAAUACAGCAGCAAGAUGUGCUUCCAAACCCUCACAGAUGAUGACUUCAAGUCGGAGCUGAGGGAACAGCUUCCUCUGAUUGCAGGUUCAGCUGCAGCAGGAGUCGUCUUUAUUGUUUCCCUUGUCGCCAUCUCCAUCGUGUGCAGCAGGAAAAGAGCAUACACCAAGGAGGCGGUGUACAGCGACAAGUUGCAACAUUACAGCACAGGAAGGGGGAUGUUCUGUUUUGCAUCAGUUCAGUUCAGUGUAUUCAAAAAAUGGUUAACAGACAAGAACAAUCUCAUAGGACAUAUAAGAGAUGUGUGAAAAGGGACACCCUGAUGAGCUAUCUAGAGCUUGAGAAGAGGACCCAAAUACUAAACAGGCGGCACAUAUCCUAUACUAACUUAUCAGCACAUGGUGUAAUUGCAACAAAAUUAGUAGGGCUGCCCCGUGAAAAUUGAAAAAUCAAAUCAUCAGUUGACUGAGAUUCGAAGUCGAGCAUUAGGUUUUUUGUUGUUGUUGGUUUUUUUUAUGUGUGCUGUGUCUGCAGUCUGGGGACUAAGUUGUCCUCAGGAGUGGCUGUAGAGUGAGCACUCCUCGCUUUCACACUGCUCUCUUGGGUAAAACAGACAAUUGCUAUUGUUGGCAUGAAAAAAAUGCUGUUUGCAGUUGUCCUCUCUGUCGUUAGCAUAGUGAACAUGCAUGUGCUCUGAGGGAUAACUUGACUUGUUAACGUGAACGUUGCUGUCACCCUGAUAGUCCCGGGCGGGAUUUAGAUAUGCUCCAAAAUCAACAGCACCCAUCGGCCAAUUAGUGUGACCAUCUAUCAUCAUGUUUAUUUCAAUCCAGAUGCAGUUCGAAACCAUCUGACCUUGUCCGAGUGUUAAAAUGAGAAAUUUAGAGGAUUGCGAUGACUAAGUGGAGAUAUGGGCUCCCUGAGUGCUCUCACAUACUUUAUUUACAUUUUCUACAACUCCAUUUUCUCUUUUGUCCUGUACUUUGCAGCUGUCAUAUCAUGUGCUGUGUGACAUGGGAUAUGUGCAUAAAGCAUGUACUCCUUCAAUAAAUUGAUGAAAAGAAGGUGAAGGUAGAAGAGAAUUAUUUCAGGCCGCAGGCGUCUAUGGACGUAAAUUACAUUUCCUUUUCUUUACACAGUGACACUGACUGACAGUCAUCCCUCAGGGCUUUACGAUAGACGUGAUUGAGUCGUGCUUUAAGCUCUCCCCUGGCGCUGACUGAUGAGGGAAAGGAGCCUAGUGGCACACACACACACACACACACACACACACACACACACACAUACAAACACACAACAGGGUGUGUCUGAAUUUUGUACCUCAAAUGAAUGUCCCAUGUUCUGUCGACCUAGCAGUCUGAGAAAGGGGCUCACUCGAGGGGAUAGGCUUUUGUCAAACCCAACACAGCAACACACUGUUACUUUGUGUCACAGCUUCAGCAGCCGGGCGCUCAUUAAAACUGCUUGGACAGAAGAGUCAGCGUUGUCACCGGCUAUCUUUUGAAGAAAACGAAAUGCAAUUAACAGAAGUGGCGAACGUAAACAAAAGAUCAGACACUUUUGCAGCUCCAAUCAUCAAAUACGUCAAUUGAAGUGAAGAGGAAAUAAAACUCUGAUAAGGGAUCCUAUUCAUAGGUUUAAUACUUCAAUUUGCACGUUGCAAACACUCAUGGAGUAAUCCCCCACCCCAUGAUGCAUUGUUGUCUUCUAUUCUCUCAAGACUUGACUGACAGUUCCGUAAUUACAGUAUUCAACGCAACAAUAAAAUUGCGCCGCUCAGCCAAUUGUUUUGGACGAAUCUCCCAAAAAUGUGCUGCUGGCUUUCACCCAGCUGCUCAUUGUUCCAGGUGAUGCCCACUCGUUUCCAGCCCACCCAAACUUGACAUGCGUCAAGUGGGAUGCUUCUCAUCCUUUUAAUUCAGUAGUGUCGCUAAAUGGCCGUGGUUCCCAUGAAAAGUCAGAUCUAACAUUUCGUAUUGAACCAAACAUCGGGUGGGAUGUAAUGUCCAACAGAUUGGAACAGACACUAUCAUGAACACACACGGGGAAUAAAUGGCUGCUUGUGGGUUUUGUUUUGUUUUUUAAUUCUCAUUAUCACCAGUGUUCACUCCCUCACCAUGUUACACCUCAUUGCAUUCUAAGGCAUUUACGGUUUUCCUCAGUACGUCUAUUCCCUUUCACUAAUUUCCAUACACCAACAGUCUGUCAACAUCAGCCAAUUAACAGAGAGACAUCUCUGAGCACUGCCUGUCUACUGUAUGCCCAGAUGCUUCUCUGCAUAGGACUACCAGCACAUUUUCCACUGUUCGAACCCUGUUUGUCGCUUUGUUGCUUCAGCUGUUGUUUGUGCUUCAGCAUCUGCUGCUCGUACUGAAUUUGGACUGGGAUUCAAAGGCCCAUUUAACAGAUAUAGUUAUGUUUAGAAGUCAAAUAUGUUGACAUCAUGUUAUUUAUUUAUUUAUUUUUCUUCUAUCCUCUGCACAAAGCUUUCAUGCACGUGGAUUCCAGGAAUGAACCAUGACAUAAACUGAGCUGAUGAGAACAUCUGUAGACUAAUGGGACGUUUGUCCUUGCCUUCAUCAAGUUUGUAGGUCAUUCACUCUUUGCAGAUGAGAAUUUUAUCUUCACAAAGUGAAGACAUGCAGAAGGAACCACAAGCCGGAUAAACCCACACAAACACUUUAUUGUCUGUACCAAUGUGACUGUUAAUACCAUAUAAAAUUUUAGAUCCCUUUUGUGAUUUCCAUACUAAUAAGCCACAGUGUCUGUCUGAAAAAAAAACAUCAAACGAUGGAUAAUUAGUUUGUGUUUAGGAAAUAACGCAAUCCAUUAUAUUCACAUAGCCACAGAAUAGAUUAGUGUGCAUCGUGGACUGACAUGAAAUGGGAAUGUAUUCACUAUAGGCACACAGUGACCUGCAACUGUUUAUGUUAAUUUCUCAAAGUGGAUAAUCAUAUAAAAUGUAUAAUUGCUAUCUACUGAUAUUGCUAAAUUACCAAAAUAGUCAGGCAAAUGGGAUUAGAAGUAAUUAUGUUGCCUUGGUGAAAGGCUAACCUAUGAAAGAGUUCCUUUAACUUAAAUAGAUGAGCAUUUAUGAAGCGACUUACUGACAUUGAGGUUUGUCUUUAGCCAAUAUGUAAAUGCUGUGUAGUAGAUCCAGUAAUUUGAUUGUACCCUUUGCCAGUAAUAGAUUAAUGUAAGCAUUACUGCCGUACGGCUGAUUUGUGGAUACAUUAGGGACAUUCAGUGAACAAACAGGGCAGACUAAUAGCAGGGUAAAUGUUGGACAUUGGUGAAAAUAACAUGGUUAAGUGCAGUGAAGUAAACUAUAAUUUGUAAUGCCAGUCAACUUAAUACGCUUAUCUGUUUGAGCAAUUGUGUCAUAGCUUAGGGAUUUUGUUGACAUUUAUAAUCCAAAUUCCCUAAAUUAAUCGGUUUGUUCAUUCGGCCAUUUAAUUUAGAAAGGUAUGAAAUUAUAGUAUUUGUUGUAUGCCCUCGAGUCAUUGCAGCAGCUGUGCUUUGUCUUGGGUAAAAAUAGAAAUGACGUUUGGAAACAUUUGCUUUAUACACUCGGAUGAAGGACCAAUGAAAUAUUAAAGGAGGAAUCUAUUUUUCAUCUGAAGGGCCAUAAAAAGAUGAGUCCAGUUAACCAGGACUGAACCAGAGGAAGGUAGAGAGAUAAACUGUUUGCAUUUUAAAUUAUACAUGAAAGUUGGCUCUGGACUGGGAAUUAGAAAGUAAUGGGUUUGCGUACGUGCCCGUACACCGACGUGUGCACGUAUGUGCUUAAGAUUUUGACUGUGUUCACAAAUGCUUUACUGUAAAUGCUCCCAGCUCAGAUUUUGAGUCCCACCUUCGCUGGGCGAGCGGCCCGGCGACACUUGUCAACAGAAUGACUUUAUGGAAUGCAAAGCUGUAAACCCUCGGAUGGAUUAACUGGAAUCCAAUCUGUAUGGAAUCUCUAAUGAGCAAUUACAUCCGCGCAGGCAGGGUUCAAGACAAUUAGUGUGGUAACUGGAAUCAGCUUUUAGUCAGGAGCGAGGUGAGGCACCUUGAUCCCUCCAAGACCAGACCUUAUCCUCCUCCAGUCUCUCGAGACCCCUCCCCCUCUCUGUGUGGUUUAUUAAGUAGCCAUGAAUUGACAUGAGAUGGGUUUAUUCCAAUCAUGGCUGCCAAGGUUUCGACUAAACAGCGCUGAGAAUGAGGGCUGCCCUUGGGUGUCAGUGACGAAAUGAGGAUUUUACGUCUGUUUACUCGCUGUAAUGUCUGCCUUGUGGCAGUGUGUGUUGAAUUGUUUACAAGUGUUUUUCGGCAGUCCUCCCCUACCGGUCUGUCGACACAGAAAGCGUGUCCUCCGUUUGCACACAUCUCCGGGUCUGUGAACUGAGCUCACCUAUCGCAGAACGGCAUAAAAAGCGAGUUGAUAGCGCGGCAGUUUUAUCUCUUUAUGAGCUCCUAUAGGCAGAGGCAGUGGGGAAAUUGGUUCUACAACUAUCAAAGAGCAGAGACUGCUAGGGUAAGGGAUAAAAGGGUAAAAAAAACAAAAAAAACAGUCUACAUUUACUGUUUCUAUAUACCCUCAUCCCUCCCUCUAUCCUUUCAUCCUUCCCCCCGUCUCAAUUUUUUUCUGUUUCCCCCCUUAAAACUACAGAAUCAUCAAACCACCAUUUUGUUGUCUGCUAGACUCGUAACUGAUGUUGGUUCACCUUUUGUGUUUAAUGCGUACAAUAUGCAUUCAUAUUCAUUUGCAUAUUGUACUGCUCCUGUCCGUCUCUACGGAGGACCAUAGAGCAAAUGGAGUUAUCUGUAAUCACAGUUGUUGAGAGAUUGUAAGUCAUGUUGUGUCACAUGGUAGCCCUUCAAGUCGGCAGUGGAGGUCGUCAUGGAGCCAGAUAGAUGUCAUUGUAAAACAGAGAGCAGCAUGCUGGGGCAGGACGCUGACAUAGUUGUGCUACGUGUCGCGCCUGUGAUUUUAGAUGCUGGCAUUCUUUCCAAAAUCAUACACUGGGGUGGGGCACAGGGGGUCUUCCAAAUGGUAAUAUAGCUGGAUUUCUGUAUAAAAAGGGGCUUGUUUGAUGUAAGGUAUGACUUGAAGGGUAAUUAUAUUCAUCAAUCAUUACCAACAAGACGUUAUCCAAGGAAAAAGAGAGGACAGUUUAUUUUUUCUGUAAAGCUCAUUGAGC
This is a messenger RNA of Scophthalmus maximus (turbot), 6918 nucleotides long. RefSeq names its product ephrin type-B receptor 1-B. Gene Ontology annotation, molecular function: protein binding; ATP binding; transmembrane-ephrin receptor activity. Gene Ontology annotation, cellular component: plasma membrane; neuron projection. The record is from RefSeq and is a predicted model, not a curated record. Bases 190 to 2043 code for a protein of 617 amino acids. Gene Ontology annotation, biological process: protein phosphorylation; cell surface receptor protein tyrosine kinase signaling pathway; axon guidance. Lineage: Eukaryota; Metazoa; Chordata; Actinopteri; Pleuronectiformes; Scophthalmidae. The transcript has 10 exons.